AUGGAAAAUUGCUCGACUGGUUUUGGUGACAUUGUCGUCAAGUUCGGCGACGAGCAAUCUGUGGCCACGAAAGCUGUGCUCGCCUUGAAGUCGGUCUACUUCAGCCGCCCAUUCCAAGGACAAUCCUCAGUUGCAACAAGUCCGUUCAUCGACGUAGGUGAUGAGGAUCCCCCUGCUCUAGUCUUCUCCAUGCUACGGUACCUACACGGUUCAUCCUAUAAAGAUCUCAAGCUGAACGUUUCAAUUGCUGAGAUUUUGAAUUUUGACAUCGGCAUGUUUCUUCUGGCAGAUCAGUACGAUAUCAAAUGCUUGCGCAGUCGGGCAACUAAGCACUUCUACAAAGACGCAGAAAACCUGAUUUGCUUUGGUGUCGUUGCUCGCGGCAUUCAACGUCUACUGGGUCCCGGUGCACCUCUUCUCGCAGACUCGUCGCUACAAGACCUCGCUUUUCAAUUCUGUAUGGAGCAUGUCGAGAAUCUGCUGCAAAACCAAACCUUCCAUGAUCUGCUGAAAGAUGGCUCGCUACUGAGUCCUACGGCCGCUGGAAAAUUGCUUGUGGAGGUUGGAGGACGUCUUCAAUUGUUCAAGACAGGAAAGCGCGGCCCACUCGAGGAUUUGGACGUGUUAUUGGAUCGUGGCUCCAAGGAUACUUCAUCGGACGAGGAAUUAACUAUCACGCAGAACGGCUUUCACAUUGGUUCGCACACUGGUUAUUGA
This is a messenger RNA of Aureobasidium vineae, 717 nucleotides long. The record is from the annotation of a GenBank genome assembly. Lineage: Eukaryota; Fungi; Ascomycota; Dothideomycetes; Dothideales; Saccotheciaceae.